AUGAAUUGUCAAACAUUAAUUGAAAAAUAUGUUAAUGAUCGUGAUGAAACGAUUGUUCACCAACUAGGACAAUUUUUGAUAACAAAAGAAUUAAUAUUAGUAGAUUUUAUUGUUAGCAUUGGUGAUUCUCUUCAAAGCAUAGAAUUAUCAAAACGAUCUUUGGCUUUAAUAUUAGUUGCAAAUGUUCUUGAAUGUUUACCAAAUACAUUUUUAGAAUCAAACGAAAUUCAUCAUUUAGUUGUCUUUAUAAGUGCAAAAAUGGGUGAUCAUAAUGUACUAAUACAACCAUCUGUUCAAUUAUUUCGUAUUUUAGCUAAACAAUCAGCUAUUACUGAUGAUGAUUGCAUAAUAAUAAUAAAAUCAAUAUUUUCUGAUGUUUAUGUACAAUCAUUUCCACAAGCAAGUCGAUAUAAUGUUUUUGUUAUUUUAUUACAUUUUUUGUUACAUCGUCUUGAUGCUGUUCGACAACUUGGUAGUGAUUUUGUUUGUAAUUUUAUACAAUCUAUGGAUGGUGAACGUGAUCCAAGAAAUCUUGUUCUUUGUUUUCAAUGUUUACAAUAUAUGACGAAAUAUUUAGAUAUUGAACCUUAUAAAGAAGAAUUAUUUGAAGUUGUUGCAUGUUAUUUUCCAAUGGAAUAUAAACCGAAAGCAACAAAUAAUGAAACUGAAGAAACAAUUACACAAGAACAACUUGUUCUUUCAUUGCGUAAUGUUUUAACAUCAACCGGCAAAUUCGCUCAAUAUUGUAUACCAAUGUUAAUUGAAAAACUUGAAUCGCAUAUAUCCAGUGCUCGUUUAGCUGCUAUGGAUGUUUUUAUUCAUUGUAUUGAUGAAUAUGAUGCUCGUGAUAUGAGUUCACAUUUAGUACCAUUAUGGAAUUUAUUUAGUAAACAGGCUUUAUGUGCUGAAAAUGAAGAAAUUGAAACAUGUGCACUUCAAAGUAUAACUGCAUUAAUGCAAUUAAUUGGAAAAACUAUUCAAAAUGAUGAAACAGAAAUUUCAACAAAGAAAUUUGUCGAUCGAGCUAUUCGAGAAUGUGGAAAUUUUCUUAAAGAAUUCGAUUUAAAACUUGCUUGGCCAGCAGUAAAAGUUCUUCAAUCUAUUGCACGUGCUAAUUCAACUGGUUCAUCACUUAUAUGGUCAAAUAUAAUUCCUUUAUUAAUCAAGCAAUUUAAGAAUUUAGAACAAGCUAAACAUAGAAGAACAAUUCUUGAUAUGAUUACUUAUCUUCUUCAGCCGACAGCUAUUCGAUCUAUAAUUAAAUUACCUUCUGAUGUAUCAGAUGAACUUUGGAUACUUGUAUCAGCACAUUUUGAAUCAUUUCCAAGUCAUUAUCUUUCAUUAAUUAGUAAUCUUUUAAUAUUAAAUACUACACCUGGUCAAGUACUUGAAGAUAAUUUAACAAAAUUUAUUUUACACGAAAAUAUUAGUGAUGAAUUAAAACCAAAGUUAUCAACUGUUUUGAAAAUAUUAGCGUCGUCAGCUUCAUUUGAUCGUAUAUGUACGAAUUUACUUACAAUUUUAAUCAAUUCAUGGACAGUUACAAAAACAACACCAUCGAAUGAAACAUUAGAAUGUUGUAUUGAUUUAUGUCAUAAUUCUGAACGAUGUCAAGAACGUCUUGAACGUUUCUUUUUUCCAUCACAACAAUUAAUUCAACUUUUACCAAAUCUUUUUAAAUAUUUAUCACCUUUAUAUAUUUUAACAAAUUUAUUUUCACCAUUAUUUGAUUUAUUAUUAACAUUGAUUGUUAAUGAUGAAUAUACAAAAAAUUUCUGUUCGAAAUGUGGUAGUAUUGCUGAUGAAAGUUGUAAAACAUUUGUUCAAAAUUUCUAUGAAACAAAUUUAUUCAAUGAUUCAAUGUGGCAAUCGGAUAAAGAAACAAAUUUAUUAAUAACGAUUUAUUUUAUUGGAAAUUUAAAACGAAAAUUUUUUCAACAUGAAUUAGAAAUAAUUUUUAAUAAAAUCAAUCAAAAAUUAAUGGAUAAAAUAUUAAAUCAAUCAUCAAAUGAAUUGACAGAAAUCUAUUGUUAUUUUUAUGGAAAUUUAAUUAAUAAAUUAGCUUCAAAAAAUGAAAUACUCGAACAAGCUCAAUCGAUGAUAAAACAAUGUGAAACAUCUCCUGAUGAAAAACAUAUUCAUUUAUGGACGAUUAUUGUUAAAGCAUUAAUUUUAUAUCGUCCUUCAUUUAGUGAACAAUAUAUUCCAAUAUUAAUAUUAUGGAUGAAUGAAAAGAAUAGUAUUGGUGAUUUAGCAUGUCAAUCAUUAAAAAUUUUAACUAAUUUCAAUGAACAAACUUUAUUAUUAUCAUCUGAAGUUGAUUGUAUUGUUCAUCCAAUGGUUAAACAAAUUAUUUUUAUGAAUAUACUUUCACAAAUGAAACCACUUUUGAUUAACAAUGAACUAUUACCAAGUCAAAUGAAUGUACUCGUUGAUUUAUUAGGCAAUGUACCAAAAGCUAUUAUUCAAGAUGAAAUAGUCUCAUUAUUACCUAUUUUAAUUCGAGCAUUAGCAUCAUCAAAUGAAUCAGUUUGGUCAUCAGCACUUAAUUCAAUAUGUGAUUUAAUUCAAUCUGAGCCAAAUAGUGUAGUUGAUCAUAUUGAUACACUUUUUCCACGUUUAAUAACUUUAGCAACUUAUCAAAAAGAUAUGUCAAUUCGUAUUACAAGUUUAAAAUGUUUGAAAUAUUUAACAAAUUUACCCAUACAUAAAAUUGAGCCAUAUCGACGUCAUAUAAUACAUCUAUUAAAAACAUGUGUUGGUGAUCAUAAACGUCUUAUGAUGUCGGAAGAAAAUAAUGAACAAAACGACUCAAAUUUAAAUUUAAAUCAUCAUGAAGUAAAUAGUAAUAAUAAUGAUGAUGAUAAUACAAUAAAAACUCAAGAUAAUCAAUGGAUUGAUGAAUUACGUAUAGCACUUGAAAAAGGAUGUGAUUUAGGAUCAAUUCGUAAUAUUGGCAAAUGUCGUCCACUUACCGAUGAUUUGAGAUUGCGUGUUUGGAAAACAUGUCUGGAUAUCAAUGAAACCAAUAAUGAAUAUGAAUAUAUUGAUAGUAAUGUUUUUGAUUUACCAGAACAAAAUGUAAUACAUGACGAUGUAUCACGUUUAGUACAUGCAUCACAAAUAGAUCAAGAUAUGUUAACAUCAAAAAUGACUGAUCUUGAAGCAGUCAUUACAUAUUAUUGUAAAAAAAAUCAUGAAACAUAUGGAAAAGGAAAUGGAUGGAUUGAAAUAUUUAAACCACUAAUUACUCUUGAAUAUAAAGACCGCUCUGAACUUUAUGCAUUAUUUGCUAGUGUUCGCAAUCGUUACAUACCUCGUGAUUGUGAAGCUGAUGGAAUGCCUUAUCACUUAUUUCGAUUAUUAUUACUUUAUCAUGAUCCAGAAUUAUGUAGUUUUUUUGAUACAAGAAAAAUUAUACCAGAUUUAUAUGCACAUAUUUGGAUUCGAAGUUUAUAUGCUGGAUCAUGUUCAUUAAAUGUUACUUUACCGCUUUGGGAUGGAUAUUUUCAACAUGCUGAUCAAUUUUUUGCUUUUUUUCUUGCUCUUGUUUUACUUAUGUUUGCUAAAGAACAGUUGUUAGAAAUGGCUGACAAGGAAAAAAAUGAAAUUAUUAAUUUUUUAUCAAAAGCACCAUCCAAUUUAACUACUGAUGAUUUAGAUGAUUUUUGUUCAUUAGCUAAUCAUUAUGCGUCAAAUACACCUCAAUCAUUCCGCAAAGAAUUCUAUUCAUGUUUAUUCAGUGAAACAGAUCGAUCAUUUUCUCAAAAAGCUUAUUCCAUCUAUCAAGCAUUAUGUUUACCUGUUUCUGUUCAAGAACUACUACAAGCAAAUCAAUUAGGCGGAACGGCAGGUGUCAGAUAUUUUAUUGUUGAUUGUCGACCAGCUGAACAAUAUAAUGCCAAACAUCUUUAUACAGCAUUUCAUCUUGAUGCGAAUCUUUUACUCGAAGAUCCAAAAGAAUUUGCUGGAACUGCAGAUGCACUUUUUGCUACACAAAAACGUGCUAUUGAUGCUGGUUCAGCAGCAGGUGGUGAACAUCUAUGUUUUAUAGGUUCAGGUCAUGAAGAAGAAGAUAAAUAUGUACGUAUGGUUGUAGCUUAUUUUUUACGACGCAAUACAAAAUAUGUUAGUAUUGCUUCUGGUGGUUAUGAAAUUCUUGCACAAGCUAUCGAAGACCCAACCAUGUUAAUUCAACAACAAGAACGUAAAAUCUCAACAGCAGCAGCAGUAGUACAGGAAUCACUAUCUAUUGGAUCAACACUUAAACAAAACAUAGCAGAAAAAUUACCUGUAAUUAAUACGCAGACGGCUUCAUUACUCAAUAUGAUUUCAAGUGCAGUUAAAACAAAAUCUAUUGAAGUCAAAGAUAAAGUUAAAGAUUAUAUAACUCAUACAUCAUUAAAUGAUUCAUCACAUUCAACAUCUAAACAUGUAAGUAAACAAGAUAAAGUCGGUAAACUUUAUCGACAAAAUCAACCAUCAGUUUUUUCACUCGAUGAAGAAGAUGAUGAUGAUACAACAACAUCAUCAUUGCGACAACAAGGAACAUCUGAACUUGUUGAUAUUGAAUCAUGGUUUUUACGUAGUGAUCUAUUAUAUAAAUAUGAAUGUGAACAUUUCGAUGAAAACGAUAGACCACAUCCAAGUCUUUUAUUAGUAUCAUCAACACAUUUAUAUAUAUUACGAAAAUUACCUGAACAUAAAACAAUGGCUAAUCUUGUUUCACGUCGUCCAUUAAAUAUAGUAUCAAAAAUAACAAGUAAAAAAAAUUUUCCUGAAAUUAUAACAUUUCGUUAUGCAGCCAACCAAGGCGAAGAAGAUGAACAAGAAAAAGCUAUUAAAUCGAAUAUGAAAAAUACAAAAAUAAAAAUUCCAAUUGAUUGUGAUAAAGUUUAUAUACCUGAUGCAGGUGAUGCUAUAAAGAAUAUCAAAAUAUUAAUUAUGAAAGCAUUAAAUAUGUUCGAAAUCUCGAAUGAAAAUUGA
Messenger RNA from Rotaria sp. Silwood1, 4986 nucleotides. Lineage: Eukaryota; Metazoa; Rotifera; Eurotatoria; Philodinida; Philodinidae. The record is from the annotation of a GenBank genome assembly.